UAGAGGCCAAGGCUACAAUUUCUUCCAAAAAAUUCCCAUGCUUCAUUCUUUUAUAAACCACCACCUUCAUUCUCUUUAUUUGUAUUACAAAAUCAUAUCAUACCCAAAAUAUUAACAUCAUUAUUUUUAAAUUUGAUUAAAUAAAGAUCUAAAAAACCCUAGCUUUUUUUUUUCUUUAUUUGAGAAGUAAUGGAGGGAGAAGAAAUAGAAUAUAGUUAAUAGACCCGUUUCCCCAAUCAUAUGGAGCAGCACAACCAAACACAGAACCAGAGCCACCACCUAACCCAUACCCACAGCCCAACAUGGGGUACCUGGGAGGAGCUCCUCUUAGCAUGCGCCGUCAAACGCCACGGUUUCAAGAACUGGGAUUCUGUCGCCAUGGAAGUCCAAACCAAAAGCUCCCUCCCCCACCUUCUCACCACCGCCGAGAACUGCCAGCAAAAAUACCAUGACCUCCACCGUCGCUUCACCACCACCGCCACCACAUGUAACGAACAUGAUAUACAAGAAAAUAAUAACAAUAAUAAUAAUAAUGAUAAUAACAGUGGUGAUAAGGUCGCUAACAUUCCUUGGCUUGAAGAGCUGAGAAAGCUUCGUGUAGCUGAGCUCAAACAAGAGGUUCAGCGAUACGAUGUCUCCAUCCUUUCUCUGCAGCUAAAGGUCAAGAGAUUGGAGGAGGAGCGAGAGAAAAGCGUGCAAGGUAACCAAAACGAUGAUGGAGGAAUACCAGAUCUGGAACAAGAGGCUUCACAAAACGACAAAAAAGACGAACCAGAGAAGAAGGAUUCCGUUUCCGGCGGCGAAGAAUCUGACCGGGAAAACCGGUCGGUGAACGAGUCGAACUCCACCGGAUCGGAACAGAAGACGGCAGAGAAGGAUGGGGUUAAGAUGGAAGCUGAGCCGGUUCAGGAAGGUCCUUGUGAGGCAGCGCCGGUUUUGAGCGUUUCUAAUUCGAAACCGGUGGGUGGAGGAGGAGAGGAAUCGCACGAGUUGGGUGACUCAGUGACUCAGUUGAGUAGUGAGGUGCAGAGUUCAGCGAGUUUAGGGAGAAAAAGGAAGAGGAAAGAGAGGAAGAGGGGGGAAGAAAUUGGAGGCGAUGGGAUCAAAGGGGCGACCGUGAAAUCUGAGCCGUUGAUUGGGUUGAUCGAAAUGAUUCGGGCCCAUAGACACGGUUCGUUGUUUGAGGGCCGGCUCGAAACUCAGGAAACGGAUGCGUAUAAAAACAUGGUCAGGCAGCAUCUGGAUUUGGAAACAAUAGAGACAAAGCUGGAACAAGGAUCCUAUUCUUCUUCAAAUCUCUCAUUCUAUCGAGAUCUCUUGCUUCUUGUCAACAAUGCUAUUGUUUUCUUCCCCAAAUCCUCAACCGAAUCACUUGCAGCUUAUGAACUCCGAUUGCUUCUCUCAAAUGAAAUGAAAAAAGAGACCCAGAAAUCUGAGUUUACGGUAGCAUCUCAAAAUACUGCAUCUCAGCCCAAAAGUGAGCUUGAAAGAUCAAACUCAUUGCUCAAGGGUUCAGCUCCCAUUGUAGUGUGUCGCAAACGGAGUUCAUUGUCUGCGAAGCCUUCCUCUUCUGGCUAUGGACAAAAGAUUGAGCAGCAACAACAGCCGCAGCAAAGCAAUGACACUGAACAGCCUAGUGAUCCAAAGCCAACAAUAGUUGAACAGAGUACUAUGAAGAUAGAGUCGAAGGAGAAGCCUGCAACUGGCACAAGAAGCUCGAGAAGAACCAACAAAAAUCUCACCAAAGUUACUAGUGCUCCAAGCAAGAAGCAAAAUGCAAGUCCUACAACAAAAGCUGAUGCUGACAAGCCUGAAACUCCGAAAACUGAUAAGAAGAAAACUGAAGCAUUGGCAUUGGAUAAGAAACGAAGUGCGGUGGAUUUCUUGAAGAGAAUAAAGAAAAAUUCUCCAGUAGAAACAUCAAAGAAUACUAGGGGAGGUGUCAAUGGUAGUGGAGAUAAAAAAACUGAUGGUACUGGGAAGGUAGAAAAAGGGAAAGAAAGGGUCUUGAGGAGAAACAACGAUGAGAAACAAGAGGAGAGUAGUCCAUCCAAAAGAAACGUUGGGAGGCCAUCAAAGAAGGGAGCGGAGACAAGCAAGGUUUCAGGAAAGCGGGGGAGGGAAGGCAGUGGAAAGGAGGCAGCGAAGCGGCCAACAAAGCGGUCUAGGAGGUAGAUAUUGGCUUUAUAUGUAAUAUAGCUAUUUUUUUGGGGCUCAUUUAGCUUUGACAAGGACUCAGAACUCAAAACCUCAGUAUUAAAGAUGAAUGUAGUAUCAUUAAAAUUAAAACUCAUUGAUGGUAGUGAAUUCUGUAUAUUAGGGGGCGUUGGGUUCAAUAUAACUGGAUUAGCAUGUAUUAUUGUGAUCUUUCACCCUAUGUAACAUUGGGCAACACUUUAAUUCUUUAUUUUA
This is a messenger RNA of Hevea brasiliensis (rubber tree), 2412 nucleotides long. RefSeq lists its product as uncharacterized. The transcript is spliced from 3 exons. Gene Ontology annotation, molecular function: protein binding. Bases 241 to 2175 code for a protein of 644 amino acids. NCBI's taxonomy places the organism in Eukaryota, Viridiplantae, Streptophyta, Magnoliopsida, Malpighiales, Euphorbiaceae. The record is from RefSeq and is a predicted model, not a curated record.